AUGGGCCAAUCUUCUGGUUUGGAUGAUGUGGGCCAGGGGCUCACUGACUCCAUAGUCACCGUCCGACCUGACGAGGAUCAAGGGUACUUUCGUCCGGUGUUGUCGACUUCGGGCUCCUCGAUGAACAUCGUGCUGACGAUCUACUCCUCUCAGGAUGCCCAAGAUGCCAUCGAGUCGCUGGCCUCGGGCGAGGACUCGAGCCAUACCAGCUAUGACCAGAUCUUCCGGGACUCCGUAUUGGACAGCGGGGAACUCAUGGCGUUGAGUCUUCCAUCGGAGGGAAGUCACGACUUCAUGGGGAUAGGCCAUGAACUGAACCAGGCGCAACCCAUCCCUGAAACCAUGGAAGACCUGCCCAUAGGGGAUGUGCCCAGUGCAGGCCCAUCGUCGCAAUUUCCUCCUGCAAACUCGACCACCACGGCUCGGCCGAUGAUGGGCCUCCCAAGUGUGGAAACCCGUCCCGAAUCGCAGUGGGACUUGGAUGAGGUGUGCAACACCAUUCGACUGAUCCAGGCCGGUAGACCAUGCGAACAGGAACAAUUGUUUCGGACCCGACAGUACCUGCUGUCCCUCACGGAGCUUGUCAGUGCCCAGAUCGUCUUGCCGCCCCCCGCACCACCGAUUCCACCCUCGUCCAAGGCCUCUUCGAGUCAGUAUCGAGCGCGGUGUCUGCUGUGUUCUGAGAACCCCGAGACUGUUAGUACCCCUUACGCCUUCAGGCGCCAUGUAAACAGGCAUAUUCCCCAGUUCCUGUAUCACUGCCCUGCACAGGCCUGCCAGCACAAAUUCUACACUCGACGUGACAAAAUGCGCAACCAUGUCUUGUGUCGACACCGCCUGAACCCUGAUAUCAUCAAUCAAUAUCGGGUCGAGGUACCGCCUCCGGGUUUCUGUCCCCUGUGUUCGGAAACUGUUCAGGGCUGGGACAAUCUCUAUAAGUGUCUCGAGGUUCAUUGCCGUAUUGCCGCCCCUCCGUCGGUCGAUGGAGACAUGUUGAAUCAGGGCCCCGGCCCCGGUCCUGGUGGCAACGGAGGAGGACAUGCUUCUGGUAAUGGGGCGUUCCUGCCCGGUUCUGGCGCGGGAGGAAUGUCCUCGAAUUAUACCCACGCCGGGUAUGGCCACGGCCAAGGCACUACCUAUGGAUCCGCAUACAAUGGCUACAACCAAGGAAUGCCCAGAAACUAUGCCAGACCCGGUGCCAUGCCUCACACCCGAAUGAACACACUGCCCACAAACGUUCCAUUGCCGGGAAUAGCAGUCAUCUCGACCACCAUUCACACCAAAAUGGUUCUGGAAACCCCCCCUCAGCCCGACGUCCUCAGCCAGAAACGCAAGCGUCCAUCCCAGCCCAAGAAACCUCAGCCCAAGCCAGAGCCGGAUGUCGAGACCAAGUGCACGCAGUGUGGCCACCCUUUCAAAAGCUGUCAUUUGUGUCACCAGCAGAAACAGUCAUCCCAUGGCUGCCAUGAGUGUUGGGGCCAGUCCGCACUCCCGGUGAAGGACAAUAUUCUUCCCAACAUGGCUGCAUCCGCUCCCCAGGACUCGUCCUACAGCCAGCCUCUCGUCAAUCCAUAUAAUCUCCACAACCUCGGGGUCCUCCUCCCGGAAUUGGGGAAUGGGCAGAGCAUCCGGAUGCCUCUGUCCCCGGCCUAUGGAUCGCAUGGGGCAAUGCAAAUGCAGGGGGGAUCAUUCAACAACAUGCCGACAUCUCGGAACCAACAAAAUCAAAAUCCUCCUGGAGGAAGUCCCUUCAUUGGGCUUGCCGUUGCAACCGACCCAAUUGCCUCCAUCUCGGAGACCCUCAGCCCUAAAUACCAAACCCUCGACUCUGACACUGAUUUGCUGCACGAUCUGGGCCUGGGAACCCUGAUCAAGCCAAACGGUGUCAAGGUCCAGUCCACCGGAACCCUCCCGAAACUCCUUCGGGAUGCAACGAGUGUCUCAAAAACUGGCCCGGGCACCACUGCUAUGAACAAGCCACCACCCUCAGCCCCAGAGGCAAAACCUAGCCCGCCCGGAGAAUGCCAGUGCCCCUACCGCACCGUCCCGCGCGUCCACUACUCAGCUCAAACCCGCGCCGAGCUCUCCCCGGGAAAACACAUCGAGAUGUCUUUCAAGAUGGCACCCGCGGACCGCGAAGCAGCUCAUCCACUACGCACGCGCGUGCGUGUUGUAGUGAAGCUGCUCAAGCUGCGCUCAUCGGUGGCAGGUACCAAGCAGAAGGGAGAGAAGGAAAGCCAUUCUACUGGCACCUGUGUUCCCGAGUCGUCUCCUCCAGAGUCCUGCAAGGAGGAGUGGUCGUCUGCCUGUGAGCAAAUCGCACUGUCGAAUUUCUCCAACAGCUUCGAGGAGAUUGAAUCGACCUUCUCUUUCAGUUUUGAUCUCAGGUGGGCUAUCCGGCAGCUCUCUCGCUGGUCUUGGGAGCUGGAUUGUGAUACGUGCUUGAAGUUCAAUGAUCCUGGCUAUGUGCUGGAUUUGGUUGCUUUUUAUGUCUUGCAGGUCUUUCUGCUGGUGUCGCGUAUUGGGGGUGAUGGGGUUGGUUUGCUGAUGAGUAGUUGA
This is a messenger RNA of Penicillium alfredii, 2559 nucleotides long. RefSeq lists its product as uncharacterized. The record is from RefSeq and is a predicted model, not a curated record. The transcript is spliced from 3 exons. NCBI's taxonomy places the organism in Eukaryota, Fungi, Ascomycota, Eurotiomycetes, Eurotiales, Aspergillaceae. The coding region runs from base 1 to 2559 and encodes 852 amino acids.